UCGCACACAGUCGCAUCCUAAACAGCGUGCCCCCCUCCUCCUGUUUCACUCCGCCUGGAAAGAUGGCUGCUCCGGUGGUGGUGAGAAGCUCCGGCCCGGCGCUCUGCCCGAGCUUCGCGGAGGUCUGUUCGUUCCUGGAGCGGUACGGAGCGGCGCUGGAUCUACCCGAGAUGACUUUCCCGCAGAUGGAGAGGUAUCUGCGGGACACGACGACAGUUCCUAAACCCCUUGUGGAGCUCCACGUGAAGCUGCUCAGAAAACUUGGGAGGUCUGUGUCUACUGAACGCUGGGAAAAAUACUUGGCUAAGGUUUGCCAGGAGUUGAACAAUACCUGGGCAUGGGAGCUAGAACAGAAGGGCUACCAGGAGAUGUCCAUGGAGUGCAAGUCAAGCAUCCUCAAAUAUCUCUGCGAGUGUCAGUUCGAUGACAACCUAAAGUUCAAGAUGGCGAUUAAUGAGGAGGACCCAGAGAAGAUGCGCCUGCAGCCUGUAGGUCGAGACCGGCAGGGCCUGAUGUACUGGCUUCAGCUGGACCAGGAGCAGAACAUCCGGCUGUACACGGAGGAGCAGGAUGAUCUGGAUGGAUCUACCUGGAAGUGCAUCGUCAGAACACGUAACGACCUGGCUGAGGCUCUGGAGCUGCUAAAGUCCCAGGUUGAACCAAGCCAGAACCAGGACCAGAACCAGAACCAGACCCAGUCUGGACCCAGGAGUGCCAGCCCAACAGAGAAAGAUGCCGGGGAUGAGGCCAACUCCAAAUGCUCCAAGACGACAGAGGAACACACUGAUAGUAAGAAGGUUGACCCUGUAAACGAAGAGAAACCGCUAAUACAAGUUGUAAAGCAGGAGCAGCCUAUCAAGCAGGAAAAUGCUGAGGUGAAAGAAGAGAAGACGGACCCCAAACCGCUUGCCUUUGAUAACCGCGUGAGCACGAUAACCACCGUCAUCAAAUCAGAAUCCAGGGACACUGACGCUCCUAAAAACGCUGUAUCCGUCGUCAUGGCACCAGGUGCGACUGUGACCAAACAGGAAAUGAACAAGGAAGAGGAAGCGGAGCGGGCAGUCGUUAGGAGCAGCCAGCAGGCCAAGAUACCACUGAAGAAGAGGGAGCUUAAGCUUGCUGAGAGCUACCAAAGCAACCACCUUAACAACAGUAACAGCAGUAGUAUUAUUGUGUGUAACCCUUCAGUGAUUCAGACCAAGGACAAUCACGGAAGAGAGGGGAAGUUACCUAACUCAUUAGCACCCUCCGGUAGUCCAGGGGCCUCACAACAGCAGCAGCAACUAGUGGUCACUGCAUCGAGGCUAGAAUUGACUAACGGGAGAGCGUCUCUCCUCCUGCCGCACAAAGAGGGACAAAAUGGAGUCAUAGGGGUCAUAGGUCAAGUCGGCGUUGUAGGUCAUGUAGGUGUCAUUCGCAGCCCCUCUGAGCGGCUUAGAGCCCCCGGGACUGAGCAGCAGCAGGAACAAAAUGGGCCGAGUUUAGACCACCGGGCCUUAAGAGCUGUGGAGGAUGAAAGGGAGGUGAGCCGGCAGUCAGUGCUGGUAAGGAAGGGACCUGCUGAAGGGGAGACGGCAGCAGCAGCCGCUGCCCUUCCUCCUCCAGCAGUGAUGGAUGCUGAAACAGCCACAAAACAACCGUCGUCAUUCUUAAAAUCUGAUCAACUCCCUGGAGCUGCGGAGAGAAAAACAGAUUCUAGUUCAGAUGAAUCCAAAAGACAAACGACAGAAGAGCAGGGCAAAAAGCUGACAGAGGACCAGUUAGACGGGGAGACGAAAACUGGGCAAUGCAGUCAUCAACUGAAGCGUGAUAAACUGGACGAGAGGAGAAGAAAGGUGUCUGGGCAUCCUCUGGCAGAAGAAGGAGGUAAAGAUGACCAUGAGAAGGAUAAAAGCACUUUAGGAAAGUUAAAGUCAGAAUCAGGGAGCACCAUUCCACUUCUGAAAGUAGACCAGCAGGAUAAAAAGGACCACAAGGGUGAUGGGGUCAAUGGAGGGUUGGCAGCCCAGUUUAGGGUGAAGGACACUGGGCUUGAAUCAGAAGAGAAGCAGUGUGCCCUGGAGGAAGCCUCUUCAGAGCUCCAGAAAGAAGGAAUCAGGUUGAAGAUCAAGAUUCCUCCUCACCGGAGAAACAAGUUAAAGGGAAAAGCGGGAAAGGAGGAGGAGAAAGAGAGGGAGCAGGAGGUGCAAGAGGAAGGGAGGGCGCUGAGGAGAUCUGCAAGGAUCUGCAGAUCAUCUGCUUUGCCAACCUGCAGGCCGAGCUCAAAGGUGGCUGAGAGCCAGAGAAAGAAACCACAAAGAAAACAGGCACUGCCUUCCAGAACAAGGGAAGAGGAGGAGGAGGAGGAGGAGGAGGAGGAGGAAGAGGAAGAGGAAGAGGAAGGGGAAGGGGAAGGGGAAGAAGACGAAGAGCGGAGCUCAACAACAAAGAAGGACAUAAAAACAGAACCUGUUGGGCAAAUAAGGAAACAGAGGGGUAAACGGAGGCAUCGACGCCCCAGAUGGUCCAACAUUCGUUCGAAAAGACGCAAACUGAAUGAGGGAGGGGAGGUGGAGGACAGAGGGAGGAAACGAGGAGAUGAGGACAGCGAAGGAGGAAGCGACUCGGAGGAAUCGUAUAAAUCAGAGGAGAUUCCCAGUGAGGAUGCCUGCAGUCACUGUGGCCUGCCCAACCACCCUGAACUGAUCCUGCUGUGUGACUCGUGUGAUAGUGGAUACCACACUGCCUGUCUGCGGCCGCCGCUCAUGUUGAUUCCAGAUGGAGAGUGGUUUUGUCCACCCUGCCAGCAUAAGCUGCUGUGUGAGAAACUGGAGGAGCAGCUGCUGAAUCUGGACAGCGCUCUGAAGAAAAAAGAGAGAGCAGAGAGGAGGAGGGAGCGGCUGGUGUACGUGGGAAUCAGUGUGGAGAACAUCAUUCCUGAGGGAGAUGAGGAGGAAGAGGAGAAGGCGACAAAGAAGAAAGACCCCAAAAAGAGCAAAAAUCUGGGGAGGAGAUCAACCAGAACCCGGAAGCACAUCAGCUACAGGUUUGAUGACUUUGACGAUGCCAUUGAUGAGGCUAUAGAGGAGGACAUCGGGGACCUCUGUGGUGUAACAGGGCAAGGCAAAGACAUUACCGCUAUCCUGUCAGAGGAUGGGAAGGAGAGCCAGCGGCCAAUCAGAAGCCAGGCUGUUUCUGCCAGGAACAGGAAGAAGCGGAGACUGAACGACUUGGAGAGUGACAGCACGGCAGCAGAGAGUGAAGACGAGUUCAUGAUCAGCAACAGCUCAGAGGAUGAGGAUUUCGGUGCGUCAGGGGCAGAUGAUGAUGAGGAUGAAGAUGCGGGCAGCGACGUGGGCAGUUUGGACAGCGGGACCCGGCCCAGACGGGCGGUGAGAGGGGUACCUAAACACAGACCCAGCAAGACCCAGCGCCGGGGCAGGAAACGGCUGAGACGGCGGCGGAGACGCUCCUCUGAGGAAGAGGAGGAAGACAGUGACGAAGAAAUUGACUCGGAUCAGUACAGCGACAUGACUGACAGUGACGCUGACAAAAAGAGGCGGGGUCUGAGGCGGGGUCAGCGCCAGCAGGUCAACUACCGGGAGACGUCAGAGUCGUCAGACAACUCCCGGACCUCCACCAGCAGGGUCAAGGUUAAACCCCGCGGCAGACCACGCAAGGAGCAUCUCUCGAGCGACUACAGCGAUGUGUCGGCGUCUUCCAGAGACUCGGAUGAGGAGGACGAUAUUGAAGACGAAGAGGAAGAUGAUCAGAGAAGGAGAGUGAACAGGAGGAGAAGAGAGGAGGAAGACCUCCGGAGAAACAGGACGAGAGAAAAGCGCAGGAGAUGCAAAGAGGACGAGGAGGAUGACAGAGAGAGAGGGAGGCGGCUGAAACGGAAACUACUAGAGAGGGAGAAGGACAAAGACAAGAGGAGGAGAUUAAAGAGGACAGACAGAGAAGAGGAGGACCUGGAGAAGAUGGGCAGGGGGAAGAGGAGAGAGAUCCUGUCAGAGCAGCGGCGUAAACGGCUCGCUCAAAUGCUGAAGAAGCGGCGACCUUCGACGGACGAAGAGGAUGAGGAAGAGUCGGAGGAAUCUGAGUCCUCGUCGGAAGAGGAUCGUCCAAUCCGCAAAAGACUCAACCGGAUCGACUCUGACGAUGAUGAAGAGAAAGAUGAGGAGGAAGAGGAGGGGAGACAGAAGAUGACGACCAAAAAGUCUUCAGCGGGAGAGAGGAGGGCCGACAGCGAUGCUCAGGAAAAGGGGAGGGGCCGUAGCCUGUCUCCGCCAAACGGACAUCGGACCUCCAGAGGCCCGGUGAAGCCUGGGGCUGGAAGUCCCGCCGUGCCCAGGGACACUGCAGGAUCAGGCAGGCAGGGCAGGGACAAUGGCCCCUUACAUCCAGAGGAGGAGGAAGAUGAGGGCCAGACAGACUCAUUAAACUCUGUCCAGAACAGUUCGCAGUCAUGAUGGCUGAGUGAGUAACGCUCGCUUAAUUGUUUCAGUUUUUUUCUUUUAACUGUCAGGCCUUUUUACCCACAAACCACCUUUGAAACUGGAUAUCUCUUUCUCUCCCCCUUCUUAUUCUCCUGUCUUGCUCUCCCUCCUCGCUGUUGUAUUGUGGUAGAGUGCUAUCCACCGUCACGUACUGUACGUCACAACAAAAACUCACGAGUACUCACACGCUAGCCGUCGCCUCUGGCAGAACGUAACGGCCAGCCGGCCGGACCGAAAUGACCCUCACGCCAGGACUGGCAGCACUGGAUGUGUCUGUGGACGCGCUCGCACACAGCCGGAGGUCAUCGUGGCCGUUUCCCUGAACUCUUGAGUUCAGGACGUCUUUCUGGUGGGUCCAUGUGGCAGGAUGAUAGUAGAUCCAUCCCCAUUCGGACUUCACUUCAUCAUUGAACGCACUUCGUCAUUCUCAUAGCACAUAAUGACCCGCCACCAAGGAGAGUGCCAGUGUCAAACCGAACGCUUUGAUGUGGGAGAGACCAGACUUGAUGCCCCUGAGCCUCUAGUGGUAUCUACCCAUGCAGAUAUAUUUGGUUUUGUUUGUCCAGGUUUUGUGAUUUCAGUCUCCACCCCGAUACGCUGGAAGUGAAUGGAACUGUGUUUGUGGCGCUCACAAACGCAAUUUUGGUGUUUUCAUUGUUGUGGUGCUGUACUGAAAAAUUACCCAGUAGCCUAAGGGUGAAGGCGUAUACCGCACACAUCCAAGGUUUGACUCCUAGCUCCUAUUCUCUCCCCAUGUUCCCCAGGAUUCACCUCGACUAUGUACAGAAAUCUCAGACAAAACCUGCUAAAAUAAAACUAAAACUAUCUGCAUGGGUAAAUGUUGUUAUUAAAUGUUUUUUUUUUUUGUUUUGUAAUUUGGGUGAAUCCACCCUUGAAACAAGAUGCUUUCUGUAAAUAACCCUGGAUAAGAUCAUGACCCAAAUAACCAAACGAUGUAAAGUUACAUGCAAACUGCAGUUAUAAUUAGACAGAAUCAAGACACACUGACUACUGAAAUUAGUUGGGUUUUAGUUCGAUGGCACCUGAACGACUUUAACCAGAGCGUGGUUAAACUGAACCUGCUGCUCCUCCACACACGAGACAGUUCAGCCUCACAGAGAGCGCUAAUUUGCCCUUAAACAGCUGAUUAAAAAGUGUUAAUCUCCAUUACAAACAAGGUCAUUUAGGUCGUGUUUUUUAAAACACAAAAAAAUCACAAACAUUGUCUGGUUACAGCUUCUCAGUGGUGACGAUGAUUUUCUUUGUCUAACGUAAAAAGAAACUGAAUAUUUUUAGGUUUUGAACUGUUGGUCGGACAAAUAAAAACACCUUAGGAUUUAGUAAAUUGUGAUGAAGUUUUUUCGUCCGGCUGUAUCUGGCAACUUAACUUUAUUCACAUGACCUUCAUCAUAUUACGUUAAGAGCUGGACGAGGCACACGUCGGACCAUUUUGGAUCCAAGAAACAUUCGGGACGUUCUGUCCGACAGCCAAAGUGUUCGGUUUCAGACUGGUCAAUCAUUUGUUCCAUAUGUUCACAAAACCUUGGGCUGGUGGGACCACGGUUGCUGUACAUACUUGGCCUGUGCGCUGUUCCUUGUAAGAUAAUAGAUGUUCUGUUCUCUUAGUCCUCUUGUAAAAUAUAGUGUUAUAUUUUCUAUAUGAAGGAGAGGAGGAGAGAUGCUGCUGUGAGUGAUGUGUGGAUCGAUUUAAGGUUCCAACUGCGAGUUCAUCAGCGGUUUGUUUGGUUUGUUUUGAGAUUCUGCGGCCGUUGAUUUGUGUGAAAUAAGACCAGCGUGGAGCCUCUUCACCAGGAAAAAUGUCCCAGAAUUUGUUUCAAAGAGUCGAAUAUCGCUUCACUUUCAGCCCCGUGUCGUACAACUUUAAAGGUUUUUAACAUUUUGUCUCCCUGAAGGGUCGUCACCUGGGUUUGUUUGUUAUUUGUCAGGUGAGAGAAAUGAACUCUGGUUACAACUUGUUUUCUCUCUCUCUCUCUCUCUUGUUCGCUCUCGCUCUCUCUCUUUAGGGAUUUACACUUGUCAUCUAAAAGUGUUUAUCUGGUAAAACAGCUGAAGUUGCAGGUGAAUUUUGGGGUUUCUUUAUUGGGCAGAAUGGAAGAACAGUCAAAUCACUGUUUAGGCUUUAAAUGAGUUUUAUCCUGCUGUUCACAUAAACCAAGCUGGUUUUAGUCUGGAUACGAUGUUACCCGCCUUAUCUUUGAAUUUCUAAUAAUCCCCCCCUGCCCCUUUAAAUGCAGAAAGUUACAUUUAAAUGUUUCAGACCUUUCUUUUAUUUCUUUCUGUCUGUAAAAAGUUCCUUUUCAGAAGCAGAAUUUCCAAACUCCGAGCCUGUAUUUGUCAAACUUUUCUUUAUCAUGUUUCCAUCAACUUGCUCCUACUUACAGCAAAGUGUUAAAAUAAACUUUUAAGAGCAACUUUCGGCUAUGAUCAGAGCAGAAAAAGCCGUUUAGAGACAAGGAUUUAUCCUACAUCUGUUCAUUCUUCCAAAAAUCCUCAUCUUUUUCUGCAAAAAAUAAAUUUGUGUGAAAUCCUUAAUAUCUUCACUAGCUAUUAACAUUUACAAUUAACAACAAUCUAAUAUAUGAAUAUAUUGAUAGGGGAAAAAAUCAUUGAAAACUGACUGAAAUGGAAACCAAAAGAUACCAAACUGGAGCUGCUGGUGUAGUAAGGAGAAUUAAGUACCACGUUGACAAGUUCAGACAAUUAAAUGCAAUAAGUGACCUCAAACUAAAUAAAUAUGAGAUUUAUUCUGUUUGAAUCCCUGAUUUAAAAAAUAAAAAGUGGUUUAACUUCCUAUCAAAUGUAAAUAAUAGACUAAAACUUCCCUUUUCUGAACGUAUUAUUCAUCAUGACCAGUUAUAUUUUGUACCAUCACUAAAAACAUGUUUCAGAAGAUGUGCACUCUCCUGUGUUUGUACCGCUGUCAUUAGAACACAUACUUUCAGUGACAAACAAUUACUUUAUUAAGAAUAAUGAUGAGAAAUGUGACGGCUGUGAGUAGGAGUAAAAGUGAAGGAUUUGUAUACUUUAUACCUUCACUUUUAGAAGUUUGGUAAAUACGGGUCCUGAUCAGUCUGCAGCUCUGGUUGUGAUCUGAUGAGACGGGAGAUCCUGAGAGUAUAUUUUUAAUGGUUUCAAACACAGAACAAAAGCAUUCAGCUGAGGUCACCAAAAACAUUUUAAGUGUGAUUAAGUUUUCCGGGUGCAGGAUUUGUUUUAAGAAAAUUCAUUCUAGCAAUUUUUUUAUCUUAAGAUGUCACAAAACAAAGUAAACAGAUAAGAAGGAACUUUUUAUUUUUAUUUUCCUGCUUUCAUUCCAUUUUAAAGUUGACGUGUGAACUUUUUUAGUAAGUUGGGCACUUUAUGACUUUUGCCUGUAUGUACCGAUCUCAACAAAUGUUGGUGAGCAUACUGUAAUGAUUAAAAAUAUAAUAUUAAUCAAGUCGAUGCCAGUCAAACCUCAGAUUAUGUUAGCGGUUUUACAUUUAGUUUUGGAGAAUUUUUAAGGUGGAAAAAAGUUGUUUUCACUACUUCUGUUUGGUUUUGGGUCGCUUACGCAGGAUUUGUGCAGAGAACUCAUUUUGCCAGAAGCAUCAAAUAAGAUUUAAUUGUUGAUUUUGAUCACCAGUAUAUGAGGCUUUGGACCAAGCCUGGUACGUACUGGCUCUGCACUGACAUGUGGGUUUGUGGCAUUGACUAAAACGAUUCAGAUUACUAAAUGUUCUUCCAGGUACUUUCCUGCGAUUGUUCAGGUUUUGUGAAAACAGACACCUAAAAAUACUCUUCGGACAAGUUCUCUCUUUAGGUGGAAAAUCCAGCAAUGUUUUUCUCUCAGCACUUGAGUCAAAACUAAUACUUCUUUUAGAAUAUUCAGCUUGUUACCCCAGAUUUGUUACAUCUCAUCAUGGUGGAAAAUCCUCAGACAGCAUUUGAACAUCAAGGAUGGUAAACGCAUCUACUAACUCCGCGCCUGUGUUGCCAGUAAAGGGAGAUAAAUGUGUGUUUAUGCCACCAGCCCAAAAUCAUUCCACUGAACCGGACCUGUGUUUGCCACUGUGUGAAGAAUCUGUUGGUUUUAAAAUGUUCAGUCCAACUAAUCUGGAUUCAAACAGGCAUCACUGGAUGUGAGUGCGGCUCCUUCCAUUUCUCUGUUGUACUGUUACUGUAGUAUCGCUGUAACAUAAAUGUUUUCUAAGUUAUUAAAACCAACAUCCCAGGCAUCUCCUCGAAAA
This is a messenger RNA of Micropterus dolomieu (smallmouth bass), 8728 nucleotides long. It is a transcript of the gene rsf1a, whose product is annotated as remodeling and spacing factor 1a. Gene Ontology annotation, biological process: regulation of DNA-templated transcription. NCBI's taxonomy places the organism in Eukaryota, Metazoa, Chordata, Actinopteri, Centrarchiformes, Centrarchidae. Bases 63 to 4451 code for a protein of 1462 amino acids. Gene Ontology annotation, cellular component: RSF complex. The transcript has 18 exons. The record is from RefSeq and is a predicted model, not a curated record.